UGUUCCUCCUUCACCUCUCCCCAGGAGGUCUCCCUAUGGGCUUGUUCCUCAAGAUCACCACCCCAUUCAAGAAUCCCAGGUCCUCCAGGCACCAUCUUCUCCCUCUCUGGUCCUCUCCCUCACAGAGCUCUAGCCAAGCUCUCAACCUCCUUCCAAUCCCUUUAUCUAAUGGCCUUCUCCAUUGGCUUCACCAGGUUCAUCAUCUCCAGCCACCCAGACUCAGCCAAAGAAAUCCUCAACAACUCAUCCUUUGCUGACAGGCCAAUCAAAGAAUCAGCUUAUGAACUUCUCUUCCACAGAGCCAUGGGUUUUGCCCCAUUUGGUGACUACUGGAGAACCCUCAGAAGACUCUCAUCCACCCAUUUAUUCAGUCCCAAAAAGAUCUCAUCUCUUGCAGGACAAAGGAUGGAGAUUGGGACCCAAAUGGUGGCUCAGAUUGAUUCUCUUAUGAGGAAACAUGGGAAGGUUGAGUUGAAGCAAGUGUUGCAUUUUGCUGCAUUGAAUAGCAUAAUGAUGAGUGUUUUUGGGAAGAAGUAUGAGUUUGGGAAAGGGAAUGAUGGGUUGGAGUUGGAGGAGCUUGUGAAGGAGGGAUAUGAAUUGCUUGGAGUUUUCAAUUGGAGUGAUCACUUGCCUUUGAUUGGCUGGUUUGAUUUCCAGGGUGUGAGGAGAAGGUGCAAGAAUUUGAUUAAGAAAGUUGAUGUUUUUGUUCUUCAGAUCAUUAAGGAACACAGGGAGAGAAGAUCCAAUGGUAGUUUCGAUGAAAUUAAUGCUGAUUUCGUCGAUGUUUUGCUUCAUUUUCAGUCUGAGGAGAAGCUCUCUGAUUCGGAUAUCAUCGCUGUUCUUUGGGAAAUGAUAUUCAGAGGAACCGAUACGGUGGCGAUACUACUCGAAUGGAUAAUGGCGAGAAUGGUACUCCAUCCAGAGAUACAAUCCAAAGCGCAAUUAGAGAUCGAAAACAUAGUCGGGAGCUCAAAUUCAGUUUCUGAAACCGACAUACCGAAGCUACAUUAUCUCCAAUCGAUCGUUAAAGAAUGCCUAAGACUACACCCGCCCGGCCCGCUCUUAUCUUGGGCUCGGCUCGCGAUACACGAUACUUUUAUUGGCGAUAACUUUGUACCGGCUGGCACGACGGCGAUGGUGAACAUGUGGGCAAUUACUCAUGAUGAAUCUAUUUGGCAUGACGCCGAAAAAUUCAAACCAGAGAGAUUUAUGGAUGGUGAAGAUGUUAGUGUUAUGGGAAGUGAUCUUCGAAUUGCGCCUUUUGGAUCAGGGAGAAGAGUUUGCCCUGGUAAAACAAUGGCAUUGGCUAAUGUUCAUCUUUGGUUAGCUCAAUUGCUUCAAAGAUUCAAAUGGGAGGCUUGUGAAGGUGUUGAUCUUAGUGAAUGUUUGAAGAUGUCUCUUGAGAUGAAAAACAGUUUGGUUUGCAAGGUUGUUCAAAGAUCUUAGUGUCUCUAUUUUUAGUUUUAUUUUUAAUUUUUAAUUUUUUGAAGUAUUUGAUGUUGGAAGUGUGUUUGUCUUUGAUGUUUAUGUUGUUUGAUGAAGUUGUUAGGGUGAAAUGUACAGUGGGUUUGAAAAUUAUAUAUGUCAUAAUAAAUAGUUUAUUAUAAUUUUUAUGAUAAA
This is a messenger RNA of Dioscorea cayenensis subsp. rotundata (Guinea yam), 1620 nucleotides long. RefSeq names its product cytochrome P450 78A5-like. Gene Ontology annotation, molecular function: monooxygenase activity; oxidoreductase activity, acting on paired donors, with incorporation or reduction of molecular oxygen; iron ion binding. The transcript is spliced from 2 exons. The record is from RefSeq and is a predicted model, not a curated record. The annotation marks the transcript as partial. NCBI's taxonomy places the organism in Eukaryota, Viridiplantae, Streptophyta, Magnoliopsida, Dioscoreales, Dioscoreaceae.